GGCACCAUAGUCAUUUACCCGCAGGCUCCUAACGAUCACAGUUCAUCCGUUCAAUACAAUAUUCCAUUUUUAAAACCAUUUCCGUGCAACCUUUUUAUGCCCGAGACAGUAGGAGGACAAGAGAGCGAGCGCGACCAAUAAAUUCCUAAUUUUUCGCACUUUUCCGCCCCGGGAUUCCCCCACCUCUUGUUCCAAUCGAUUGGUGGGCGUCCUCGUUCUUGUCUUCCGGAUUGAAUCCGUGGGAAGCCAGAGAUAAUUCUCUCUCCGCUGCGAAUUUUUUUGGUGGUUCGAGUUCUUGAUUUGUUUGCGAGGAAGCCACCAUGAGCGCCGGAAGCGCCAGUUUCCUCGAGAUCCAGCCCUCGGAGCUGGCAUUUCCCUUUGAAUUGAUGAAGCAGAGCUCGUGCUCCAUGCAACUCACAAAUAAGACCGACCAUUAUGUAGCAUUCAAGGUCAAAACUACCAACCCAAAGCAGUACUGUGUGCGCCCUAAUAUUGGCGUUGUACUUCCUGGGUCGACUUGUGAUGUUACAGUUACAAUGCAAGCGCAGAGGGAAGCACCUCCUGAUCUGCAGUGUAAGGACAAGUUCCUAGUUCAAAGUGUUGCAGCUGAGAAUGGCGCAGAAACUCAAGAUAUUAGUGCAGCAAUGUUCAACAAAGAGCCAGGGAAGGUUGUUGAUGAAUGCAAGCUGCGUGUAAUUUAUGUGCCAACAUCUUCACCUAGCCCGUUCUCUGAAGAAUCAGAACAAGGGAGUUCUGCUCGUUCAUUGGAAAAUGGGACCCCUAAUUCUACAUUGCCACAAUCUGUAUUUAGAUCAUCUGGUGAAGCAUCAAAGGAGAAGUCCUCGGAGGCAACAUCCAUGAUUUCCAAGCUAACUGAGGAGAAAAUGUCUGCUGUUCAGCAAAACCAGAAGUUGAGACAAGAGCUGGAUGUCCUACGCAAAGAGAGCAGCAAAAGCAACGGCGGUUUCUCAAUCACCUUCUUGAUCGUGGUUGGUAUUCUGGGCAUCAUCGCUGGUUUCAUCCUCAAGAAGACAUAGGAGAAGAGUAGUCCCCAACAAGGUUACAUUCCCAGGAAAGGAUGGAUACCAACAACAUCCCUUGUGUUUUUACUCCUAAAAGGAGCGCCUGUUCUAUUCUAACUUGUAACGGCUUAGAAGCUUUGGUUUGUGUACAUUACAUGGUGGUUUUCAUGAUUUUAAUCACAUCGAGUAGACUUGUUUUAAUUAUAAUUCUUAUUAACAGCUGCAAGUUAUGUCACGUUCGCCAUUCUAUUCUAACUCCUUUAAUUCA
This is a messenger RNA of Triticum urartu, 1290 nucleotides long. Its product is annotated as vesicle-associated protein 1-3. NCBI's taxonomy places the organism in Eukaryota, Viridiplantae, Streptophyta, Magnoliopsida, Poales, Poaceae. Gene Ontology annotation, cellular component: endoplasmic reticulum membrane; plasma membrane. The record is from RefSeq and is a predicted model, not a curated record. Gene Ontology annotation, biological process: endoplasmic reticulum membrane organization.